Messenger RNA from Ooceraea biroi (clonal raider ant), 1400 nucleotides. It is a transcript of the gene Dhfr, whose product is annotated as dihydrofolate reductase. Lineage: Eukaryota; Metazoa; Arthropoda; Insecta; Hymenoptera; Formicidae. Gene Ontology annotation, cellular component: mitochondrion. The record is from RefSeq and is a predicted model, not a curated record. Gene Ontology annotation, biological process: tetrahydrofolate biosynthetic process; folic acid metabolic process; dihydrofolate metabolic process. Gene Ontology annotation, molecular function: dihydrofolate reductase activity; NADP binding.
ACACGUACGCGUGGUAAAAAAUAUUGAAAAUUUUGAAUUUUUCGUUCACGUAUAACUUAACAAAUCAAUAAUUUCUUUUAAUAGUCUAGUACAUAUAUAUAUAAUACUAAAGUCUGCAUAUAAAAUAUUAAAUAUAUAUACAUAUAUAAUACUAAAUUCUGCAUAUAAAAUAAUACGUCUUAAGGUACACGCGCGAUGAUGUCCCUUUCAAACUCCGAAUCAUUUAUCAUCGAAAUAUCGCACGUUGUGCACACAAGUACUUUGAUAAGCGCCUGAUUAAAGCAAGCGGACAGCAUAUAAAUUCGCUAUUAGUUUCUCAAUUGAUGCAAUUCUAAAUUGCCCAUGCAUUACUGAAUCACAUGUAUAUAUAUAUAUAAAUUUUCAUCAUUUUGCAAGAAUUAAAGCUUUAUCUUAUGUUACACAUAACAUGGAAAACAUUCUCUGAUUUACAUAAUUGACAUUGGCAAGUGAAAGUUAAUUAGUAUCAUUACUUUUUGAUAUUUAAUCUUUUUUUAUUAAAUGCACGAUAAGAUAAAUUCUAUUUAUAAGAAAUCCAAUGAUACACUCUGACCACUAUAGUUUUCCAAUGAAAACUGUUAUGUUCGCAUUAGGAUUGCUGCAUCGGUUUUACUCGUCCGCCAAUAUGCCACCUAAAUUAGAACUGAUUGCUGCAGCAUGUGAAAACAUGGGCAUCGGAAUAAACGGCGACUUGCCGUGGCGUUUAAAGACCGAAAUGGCGUUUUUUACGCGCAUGACAAGCGAUACGAAAGACGCAAAUAAAAAGAAUGUCGUGCUGAUGGGUCGGCGUACGUGGGAUUGCAUCCCCGACAAAUACCGACCCUUGAAAGGCCGCAUAAAUAUGGUGCUAACAUCGCAGUCACUAGAUUACGGUGACAAAGCGAUAACGUGCAAGAGCAUACCGCACGCCGUUGAAGUGAUCACGCGGAUGCAAGAUCAAGUAGAAAGAGUCUGGGUAAUAGGAGGGAGUAGCGUGUACGAGGCCGCCAUGAAAUCCCCGCACUUCGGGCGAUUGUAUCUGACACGUAUAAAGAAGAAAUUUGAAUGCGAUACGUUCUUCCCGGCAAUCCCGAGCGACUUCGUGUUGAUAGAGGAUCCCACAGUACCGCAAGGCAUACAAGAAGAGAAGGAAAUAGAAUUUAUAUAUGAAGUGUAUGAAAGGAGAUGAAAACAACCGCUUCUAUCAGUCAAGCCGCAUAUAAAAUUUCUGCGGAACUAAACUGUCUCUAAUUGUCUCUCCUUUCGAAUAUCCUUCAAUGCAGAACGUUGUCUGCGGGGUCUAUGGUGUCGGUCUUACAGCAUGAAAAUGAAAAACAAAUGUAUUGCGCUGACGUUACUGUAAUACACAAAUAUAUUGCACAAAUAAUAAAGAUUAUCCUAAA